GUCACACAGCCGGGUCACCGACGAAGGGCUGGGCAGACAGGCGAGAGAGGCAGCGGCAGGGAUGAGCGAGCAGACGGCAAGACUCAGUCAUGUGUGCAGCUGUUAGUGGAAUGGAUGACAGGCGGAUGGACAGGAUCGGUGGUGUGCGUGUUGGCGAUGGACGGACACACGUGUGUCAUUCCUGGAUGUGCGCGUGGAUGUUUGCAUGUUCGUUGAAUGAAUGCCUGUGGAUUGACACCAACCACACACCCACACCCGCAUUCACACGCGUGUGUCAUUCGCUUCGUGCAUCGUUGUGGGCUUCCCGCGACACCGUGCCGUGAUGUCACACCGACAUUGCUGACAUGCAGCGGCGAUGUUGCAUCACGACGCAGUACGUGAGAAGCCCGCCCUUGAACACGCAGCAAGCACACACCUGUCUGUCUCUGGCUCUUCCAUUCUCUCUCUCUUGGAUGUUGGCCGGUCCUGGCUCGUUUGACACACGGCACGCUGCCCAAUGCAAAAACACCUGGGUCCAGGCAUUCCUGCGAAGGGCACCGAACUCAAGAUCAAACGAGCCAGAAUCGACCUCCCACACCAACCGAACGACGAUACCAACAGAGGGGUAGAUAGCACGACUGUUCAGACCCCACCACAGCAGCCAUCCAUCCAUCCAUCCGACAUACACACACGGCCACUUAACGGCCCUCUCGCUCGCAAGACAACAACAGACGCACCUCACCCCGACCUGCCUUACAACAAAACAGCCCCCCUCCCAGCUACGCCCGGACCUUCCUCGACGGCCGCCUGGGCUGCUCGCUUGGCUUUGGCUGUGGCUGCCCGUCUGUCGUCGACACACUGGCGGGUGGUGGUGGUGCGGGGCCUGUUGGCGAGCCCGACAGCCACAGCACGAUGCAGAACAGGCGACGCUUGCACAUCUGCAACUGCCACCUGCAGGCAGGAAGACACGACAUACGGCAAGCAAUGGGUGUUGGGGCUGGUGUUGUGUGGCGGGUCUCACUCGUUCGCUUACUCACCAUGUGGUGUCUGACCGCAACAGCACGAGGGUGUCUGUGUGGGGGUCGAGUACACGCUCGCUCUGCAUCGCAUCAGUCCACCCAUCCCAUACACACCAGAGAAUGUGUUGAGGACGGACGUGUUGGUUUGUUGUGGUGUGUUGCAGAGCUCGGCUCACGUCAGGGUUUUCCUCCAGAUGGUCGAGCAGCGUUGAUAUGUCACGGGCCGGCAGAGCGCCAUCCUGCAGCCACUCACACAGGGAGAGAGAGAGAGAGAGCGAGAGUGCACCCAACACCCUCUCCCUCUUUCCCAGGCCUUACCGUGGUCUUGACGGCUUUGAUGGCGCCCCCGUCUCUCUCAGUGUCCCACAGCAGGUCGCUCGAGAAGAAGUAGAGCAGCGUCAGCCGCCGCUCGUCAUCGUGCUGCCGCAUGGGACUCUUGGACGCGUUGUCCAGAUGCCAUGUGUACCGGUCGUCGUUGCCUGCAUCCACCACACAGACAGCAGCCAGGAAUGGUGCGUGUGCUGUGCUCUCUGUGUCGUGCUCUUUUACCGUCGAAGCACCAGAGCUGUGGAUCGGUGUGGCCGGUCAGCUGCAGACCUAGUGUGCUCUGACACAAGUGGAUGGAGCAGGGAGCCACGCACAGGUGGGUGCGGUUGUGUGUCGAUUUGUGUCUUUGCGUACGUUGGCCCGUUUGCACAUCGACUUUGCGAAGGUGAGCACCAGCUCCAGCAGGUUGGCCAGCGCUCCAGUGGUGCUCACAUCGCCGCUGUCGUGCUCCAGAUGCUCGAACAACCUCUGCAGCACAUCAAGACACACACAUCAACCACAUCAACUCUCUCUUUCUGUGUGUACUAUUGGGUCGAUUGCCUCACCCCCUACUCACCUUUUGCGUGAUCGAGUGGAGCUGCUUGACGACGGGAUUGAGCAUGGCGACAGGGUUACUAGAAGGCUUCUCAGGCCGGUCAAACACGCCACUCGCGAACACCGCCGACGCCUCGUGAAACCCUCGGUCACUCAUCGACGACUCGGCACCGGCACGACACACAGCAAUGCCAUUCGACCUCAGAAGAGCCAACAUCUGAACAAGCCACACACCGACACACGACCUCCUCCCUCCCUCCCUCCCUCCCUCCCUCUCUCCCUCUCGCGCGCGCGCUCUUGCUCUCUCUCUCUCGUUGUGUGUGGGUGGGGUCAGCUCCCACCAGACCUCAUCUGUGAGAGAGUCAGGUGAGCCCUUGAGCAUGUCCACAUCCACAGGUGCGGGGAAGGGGGGCAGCGGGGUGCCGUUGGUGGCUGAGGCUGCAGCUGCAGCAGGGGGGUCGGGGUAGAGGGGACUCCAUUGCGUGAAUGCCUUCCGGGCCGCCCCGCGACGCUCCUCAUGCUCUAUCUCCUACACCACACGACAUGACACACAAAUAACGCGCAUAGCCAUUCACAGCAAUUUUGCUCACGUUGAGCAUUUGUUUGGCCGCGGCAUUGGUUGCAUCGACCUCCAGCAGCGCCUGCAGGGUGACCUUGGCCUCCUCUGUGGCCCACGCGCCGCCGCCCUGGUCGCUCGGGAGCUUCCGGAGCGCCUCUGCCUUGCGGUAGAGGGCCUUGACGUUGGCCUGGUCCGACGCCAGCACCUUGUCGCAGUAAGCUGACAAUCACACACAACCACACACACACAGAGAGGGGGAGAUGGCAACACGUAUAUCACCCUGUUUGGUGUGUCUGCAUGGCUGUGCUCACCGAUAGCGUCCUUGUAAGCCUCCCUUUUGAGGUUGACAAGCGACAUGUUGCCGUAUAUCGACGAGCGGCACUCGGCAAGCUCCGCAUCUUCCUCGUUGACACGCCCGCCCGGCCUGUCUGGCAAGAGAUCUCUCAGCCUGUCCAGUGCUGCAGCCCAGACGGCGGCGGCCUCGUCGUAGCGGCCCUGCUUGAAGAGCCUGUUGCCCUCGUCCUUCAUCUCACGUGGGUCGGGACCCGCGUCAAGAUCCUCAAACUGAACCAUCUGUUUUGCAGGAAGGAGCCUUCAGAUCAAACACAGCGGUUGGACUUUUCGCGUCGAGAGAUCUGCU
Vitrella brassicaformis is the source of this 3058-nucleotide messenger RNA. The record is from the annotation of a GenBank genome assembly. Lineage: Eukaryota; Vitrellaceae.